Cryptomeria japonica (Japanese cedar) is the source of this 414-nucleotide messenger RNA. RefSeq names its product secreted RxLR effector protein 161-like. Lineage: Eukaryota; Viridiplantae; Streptophyta; Pinopsida; Cupressales; Cupressaceae. Bases 1 to 414 code for a protein of 137 amino acids. The transcript is spliced from 3 exons. The record is from RefSeq and is a predicted model, not a curated record.
AUGACAGCACCCAAGGUUGAUCAUUGGGUAGUAACGAAGUGUGUGUUGCGUUAUGUGAAGGGCACUUCUGAUUUUGGUCUUUUGUAUAGCAAAAGUCACGAUCCUAGACUCAUUGGAUACACAAACUCAGAUUGGGCAGGUUCGGUUGAUGACAGAAAAUCAACAUCUGGGUAUGUUUUCAGUUUGGGAUCUGGUGCAGUCACAUGGACUAGCAAGAAGCAGCAAGCAAUGGCUCUUUCUUCAACAAAAGCAAAGUACCGAGGAACAGUUAAGACAGCUUGUGAGGCAAAGCUGGUUGAAGAUGGAUCAGUUCAAUUGCUUUCUCUUAUGGGAUCAUUUGUGAAAGGUAGUUCUUUCUUCCUUAGCCAUGAAUCUAAUAAUGAAGCAGAGGCAUUAGCACUCAUUAAGGUUUGA